This is a messenger RNA of Coregonus clupeaformis (lake whitefish), 5413 nucleotides long. Its product is annotated as YTH domain-containing family protein 1. The transcript has 6 exons. Gene Ontology annotation, biological process: mRNA destabilization. The record is from RefSeq and is a predicted model, not a curated record. NCBI's taxonomy places the organism in Eukaryota, Metazoa, Chordata, Actinopteri, Salmoniformes, Salmonidae. Gene Ontology annotation, molecular function: mRNA binding; N6-methyladenosine-containing RNA reader activity. The coding region runs from base 427 to 2268 and encodes 613 amino acids. Gene Ontology annotation, cellular component: cytoplasm.
AUCACUGGUCCACCGCCACCUCCUCUCAAGAAACCGGUGUCGCUGACGUAAAGCCCUGUCUAGAACCCGGAUGGAACAGCCAUUGGGGGAAGUGGACAGGGCCUGUCGCUAACUGAGGAGGGAUCUCUGGAGUAAAAAAAAAAAAAAAGACGCAAAAGAUUCAACCGUGGACAAGGAUUGUAACGGAUCCAAAAACAACAUUCUGUGGAGAUCUGGAAAUAUUAUCCGGACUUGUUUACUCUUGGACAUUCGGACGGGAUAAGACUGAGACUUGAACUGUGGAAGUUGAUCUGGGGAUAGCUAGCUACGUGUAGCGGAAAAACACUUUAGCUAACGUUAACUGAGCUGAGAACAAUCGGAACCCGGGGCCCCAGAUACAGUAACCUGCUAGGCUCCGUGCGAAUCCAGGGACUUGCUUAAUGAAUUAUGUCUGCCACAAGCAUUGACCCUCAGAGAUCAAAGGGACAAGCAUCUAAAGUGCAAAAUGGUUCACUGCAUCAGAAGGAGACUGUCCACGACAAUGACUUUGAGCCGUACCUCACUGGCCAAUCAACCCAGGUGCGUGACUGGCCGCAGAGCAACAGCUACCAGUCCAUGACCGACCCCUACCUGUCCAGCUACUACGCCCCCUCCAUCGGCUUUCCCUACCCCCUUAGCGAGGCCCCUUGGUCUACCGGGGGAGACCCCCCCAUCCCUUACCUCACCCCCUACGGACCCUUGAGCAAUGGAGACCAUCACUUUAUGCCCGACACCGUGUUUGGCCAGCCUGGAGGGCUUGGCAACAGUAUCUACCCCCAUCGCUUUAACUUUUUCCCUGAGAACCCAACCUUUUCCGCCUGGGGCACCAGUGGCUCCCAGGGCCAGCAGACUCAGAGCUCAGCCUACGGGGGUAGCUACAGCUACCCUCCCAGCUCCCUGGGGGGCACCCUGGUGCCUGACGGCCAAACAGGCUUCCACAGCGACACUCUCAACAAGGCCCCAGGCAUGAACAGCCUGGAGCAGGGCAUGGUGGGCCUAAAAAUUGGUGGUGACAUCACAGGCCAGGGGUCAGGGGUCAAGGCUGUGGGCUCUGUGAUUGGUGGACCGCCGGCGGUGGCGCAGGGAAAUGGGGGUACGCCCAUCGGUAUGCCCCUGCCCAAGCCCACCUCGUGGGCAGCCAUCGCCAGUAAGCCAGCCAAGCCCCAGCAGUUGAAGGCCAAGAUGAAACCAGGCAUGGCCAGCCCUGGGGGAGCCCUGCCCCCUCCGCCCAUCAAACACAACAUGGACAUCGGCACCUGGGACAACAAGGGGCCUGUGAAUAAAGUGGCCCAAGCCCCCAUGCAGCAGGCUAUGAGCAUGCCCCUUGGCCACCCCAUGCAACCCCAGAACCCCAUGCAGCAGCAGAUGCAGCCCAUGCCCUUACAGCACCAGCCCCCCCACCACCAGCACCACCAGCCCCUUCCUCAAUCCUACCAGAACCACACCCAAACCCCACCACCCCAGACCCGCUGGGUCGCCCCGCGCAACCGUAACUUUGGCUACGGGCAGGGAGGGGCCGGAAUGGACGGUGGCAGUAUGAUUGCCAUAGUUGGCGGGGGUAACGGUGCCCCCCUCAGUUCUGCCAGUAUGGUACCCGGUGGAGCAGAGAACCACCCGGUACUGGAGAAGCUGCGUGCCGCUCACAGCUACAACCCCAAGGAGUUUGAGUGGAACCUGAAGAACGGCCGUGUGUUCAUCAUCAAGAGCUACUCUGAGGACGACAUCCACCGCUCCAUUAAGUACUCCAUCUGGUGUAGCACUGAGCACGGCAACAAGCGCCUGGAUGGGGCCUUCCGCGGCCUCAACUUCAAGGGACCCGUCUACCUGCUGUUCAGCGUCAACGGCAGUGGCCACUUCUGCGGCGUGGCCGAGAUGCGCUCGCCCGUGGACUACGGCACCAGCGCCGGCGUGUGGGCGCAGGACAAGUGGAAGGGUAAGUUUGAUGUGGACUGGCUGUUUGUGAAGGACGUGCCCAACAGCCAGCUGCGCCACAUCCGCCUUGAGAACAACGACAACAAGCCGGUGACCAACUCCCGGGACACCCAGGAGGUCCCUCUGGAGAAGGCCAAGCAGGUGCUGAAGAUCAUUGUGGGUUACAAGCACACCACGUCCAUCUUCGAUGAUUUCUCCCACUAUGAGAAGAGGCAGGAGGAGGAGGAGGAGGUGCGCAAGGUCUUUGAGCCGCCUGCACCCAUCCAGAACCGAACUCCACUGGAUCAGGAGCGCCAAAACAGGAGUAAACCACAGUAGAAUACAUUUAUCCUUGGCUUGAUCAACAUUUACACUAGGACUUUUGAUUUAAGAGACAGAAGAAUUCAGAAAUUAUUUUCAAAAAUACGUCAUUUUUUAUAUUUAAUCCUGGUGAAUUUCUGCCACCACUUAAGACUUGCGCUUUGUGCUCCAGGUACCACCCACCACCUCUUGUGCAGGGAUAACAAGCUGAUUUAAUGUAUUACCUAGCCACCACCACUGCACUGUUUUAGUUCUGAUUGACUUUGAUUUUUACGUUCUCUCCAUCAUGUACUCUUUCUCGUCAGACUGGGUUGGUUUUGACCUUUCCUGCCCCCUUCCUUCCUACUCUCGCUCGAAUUGAAUCAGGGUUUGACAGCACCAAGGAGAAGAGAAUAUCUGCCACUUUAUAUUUCUGCACAAUCAGGAACUGCAGUGUCCUGCCCCUGUUUGUCCAUUGGGGGGCGGUGUUGCCAUGCUUCAGAGGUUUAACUAUGCCGACAGGGUUGGAGGAUCCCAAAGGCAACAUUUUCGGACUUGGAACUGUGUACGAUUAAUAAGACUUCAAUGGUUUAUCUAUUUUUCAUUCAAGAUCAACAAAGUCUAUAUUUUUUGGCUUACUAUUGACAAUUUUCAGUUCAGAAAGCUGCUUUUCUGGAGCCUUAAUAUUUUAUUUUCUAGUUAUUAAUGACAUGUCAAAAGAACCGCUCUUUAACUGACAGUGCUGGAGAAAUCAGGGAUAGCGUGAAGUCACAGACUCUGGACAUUUCAAAGGAGGAAGUGCAAAGGCCUCUGGGAAGGAAGUAACUGAUGUGUGUCCUCCACGGUGAAGGAGCUCUCACCAUCUGAAUCCAAAAUUGUACUAUUUUACAUCCCUCAAACCCCUUCACUUUGGUUUGUUUUGAUAAAUGACGUUUGUCUUGAGGUUUUGUAUGUUUCAUCAUUGGGAGAUUCUGUUCACGUAUUCAAGCCAGUAUGAGAGAAAUGUAGCAUUCAUCAUUUUAAAGUAAUUAUUUUAUAAUUAGAAUUAUGUGAUGUAACUGCUACAUAUGAAUGAAUUGUUUGUUGCUCUUUUUGGAAAAAUCACUUCGGUUAAUUGUCCGUUGGCCAUCAUUCUGUCUUAAUCCUUUGUUUCGUUGGACUUUUCUGCUUAUCAAAAUGUGGUUUUGCUAUAAAUCCAGGGCUCUACGCUGAUUUUUUUUUUUUUACGCAGAUUUUUUUUUCUUUUUACAAGGAUCACAUGUGCGCCUAAGUUGAAAAAUGUAAGAGCACACAAAGGAAUUUAGGAGCACAAUGAACAAAUAUUUGAGAUAACGAGCCGUUUUCUUUGUAGUAAUAGUUCAAACAUGACAGUCAAUCUGCGCUCAGUGUAUUCUCCAUGGCACUCAGGGGCUGCGGUACAGUGAAGUAAUCAUUGCAACAAUUAUCAUCUGGGUUAUUUUUUUUUUUCUAGGCACACUGGUGCUCCUAAAUAAAAAUUCCAGGUCGCACAGUAAAAUAUUUAGGGUGCAUAUGCGAGUGAAAUGGUUGGACUGUAGAGCCCUGAAAUCAAGAAUUUCCUUCGUAAUGCUAAGCUUUAACUUAGGAACCUAUAGUCAUGGAGAAAGCCUACAAUGUAUAACCUGAAAAUAAUGUAACUGAUUUACUACCAAGAGUAAGAAAAAAGUAAGAACAAAAUAUGGUUUCUGUGUUUUUUGUUGUUGCUGAAAAUGUGUGUGCGCUUUUAGAAUGGAGUCAUUGUUUAAUAUAUGAAAGUAAGUCAUUGGUAUCAGGAGCUAUCUAUCCAUGGAGAUUGAUUGGGGGUUGAACAUUGAAAGUAUCUCUAAUUAAUAGCCUACAAUGCGCAAUCAUGCAGGCUGUAAACUUGAUUUACAUUUUGGUUAAAGCUGGAAUCCGCAUUAGGUGAAACGGCGCCACUGGUGCAUUUAUUGUUUUUGUUUUGUUUAUGAAAGGAGGAGCGAAGCAUCCUGCACCUUGAUUUAAAAAAUAUAUAUAAUCAUAGUACAUACUCUUCUGGUCUAUCGCGGGUACAAUGAUGUGCAUUGAUGUCUGUGGAAACAGUGUUCAUUGUUUGCAGUAAUGUAUUUGUUUUAAUAUCGCAAAAGGACAUUGCAGUUUCACUGCUACGGAUUCCAGCUUUAAACAUCAUACAAUCCUUUAUGAGGAGUGCUUACUGCUUUUCAAUGUUUUGUCAUUUUCUGCCUUGUGUGUGUGUGUGUGAACACUUGGACAGGACAGAGUGCUAAUGAAAGUAAUGACAUGGAUGUGGAUGCUGUCACUCACUGUACAUGAGCAUGAAUUCACAUCUCUUGUGUUCAAGAAGUUGUGUAACUUGCAAUGUGCGUUGAUCAGUUCCAGACUUGCUGGUUGUGUGGUGCUCGGUUGUGUGUGUCACCACAGCCCCUUCUCAGAUGUUGGUUUUGUCUGUACUCUGUAGUGUAGCUGCUCCUUUACCUGGUCAGUGUAGUGUAUAGUCCCUGUAUGACUGGAGACGUGACCUUUGACCUUUAUACAGGGGACACCCUGGGUGCAACUCAAUUUAGGGAGAACCUCAAUUGCAUACUCCUCGCGUUCUCUCCUUCUCAAAACCCAUUGGAGGAGAAGGUCAGAGGGGCGGGACCUAUGGCUUUCUCAUCAAAUGGGUUUUGAGAAGGAGAUGAGGAGAGAGGGCGCUAGUGAGAUUCUUCCAGUCUAAAGUGACUUCCUUCCUCCUUGAUCUGCACAAAUGUGAAAACAAAGGGUUAAAGCCAUAUGGGUGGAUGCCUUCCAUGGUGUUUCUUUCAUCAGUCUUUCACACCAGUAUAGAUUAAGGAAAGGAAACUACUUUACGCUAUAGACAUGCAUCACUGUUGUCUUUCUUUUGGUCAAGAAGCAUGGAAUGGUUGUGAUGCCUAUAGUUUAGUUUAGGACUUACAUGCACGUGUCAAAUUCUUUGCUGUAAUAGAGGGCCAUGUUUAUGGUUUUAAAAUAAAUUAUAUCUACUACAGAAUAAUGAAAUGAAAUAAAAAAAUAUUAAUAAAAGGAAUUAUCGUAUAGACUUGCAAGUACACCACUGUAGCAUAUGUCAGUGGGAAUAACCUGUAAGGUUUUUAAAACUCUAUCUUGGUUUAUUUUAUUUUUUCCUUUAGAAGAAAUCAAGCCUUAAUAAACUAUUUAGCAUCAAACA